AUUAAAAUUAAACAAGAACAACAAAGUACAAAAGCUUUUUCAUUUUCUUGUAUAAGAUCCAGUGCAGAUGAUCUCGGUUCUCCGAAGAAUUUCUGCAUCGGCAUCGGCGUCUCGAUUCUUGAACCUCAUGAGCAGCUCCCCACCGCCCCCUCCUCCUCCGUCGCAGAGGCUGGCGGCGUUGGCUCAGCAGCUCCGGCUGUACAAGCCGCCGCCGCCCGAUUCCGAGGACGCCGAGGAGGAGCGGAUCGAAGAGGCCGCCGGCAAGGUCGUGUCCCAAGUGGGCUUCCCGGAGUCGGCGACCCCGAUCGCUGGCGACCCGGGAAGGUUCACGCCCAAAAGAGCCGCGGUCUUGAUCUGCCUCUUCGAAGGCGAUGAUGGGGAGUUGCGGGUCAUCCUCACCAAGAGGUCCUCCAGAUUGUCCACCCACUCGGGUGAAGUAUCACUGCCAGGUGGGAAAGCAGAGGAGGGUGAUAAGGAUGAUGGAGAUACUGCGACAAGGGAAGCCAAUGAGGAAAUCGGGUUGGAUCCUUCCCUUGUCAACGUGGUAACUGUACUCGAGCCAUUCUUGUCCAAGCAUCUCUUGAGAGUCAUUCCGGUGAUAGGCAUACUUACCGACAAAAAAGCAUUUAAACCCAUCCCAAAUCCUGCAGAAGUGGAAGCAGUAUUUGAUGCUCCGUUGGAGAUGUUCAUCAAGGAUGAAAACCGAAGAGAUGAAGAGAGAGAGUGGUUGGGCAAUAAAUAUAUCAUUCAUUUCUUCGACUAUGAGGCGGGGAACAAGAAGUAUUUGAUAUGGGGGUUGACGGCGGGGAUUUUAAUAAGGGCUGCAUCAGUGGUAUACGAGCGGCCACCAGCUUUUUUGGAGCAGAGUCCGAAGUUUAGAGUUCCUAGAAUGGUAAAUGAAGAUACUGUAAUGCCUUAAAUCUGGCUAAAUUGCUGACAAUACAUAUUCAAUAAAAGCAAGAAUCUAUUACUGCUGGAUUGAAUAUGCUGAAGAGAAGUGCUUAGAUGUACUCUGCAGUACUAAAGCAUUGCAAAUCUCAAACUUAAUGCUUCUGCUUGAUGCUCUUAGUGAAGAUGUUGAUCAAUUUUUGCAAAGAAGAAAAUAAAUUUCAAGCAAAGACGUGCCUUGUAUGAUUAAUAUCAGACAAAUAUCUUGGAGUUGACUCAUUAACUUCUCUCAGGCGAGGGAAAUAACUAAUCUUUGUCGACUAUUUCUACUCUGCUCGAGCUUUUCCAGGUAAGUGCUUGCCUUCCGUUAGCCGUGGAUUAAUCAUGUAAUAGAGUUUGAAGCUUGCCUCCACUUGUUGAAGUAAUUGCUCUUUAGUGGAUCAUAAUUGUAUCAUCCAUUCGUGAAACCCUGCUAGCCUCACUUAAUUUCUGUUUUUUUUUUUUCCCCUUUCUGAUUAUGGAGUCUUUAGCUAGUUAUGAUUUGCUAGGUAGUUUCUCAUCAUUGAGGGGCGAAAUUGAGAGAGACUUAGUUUCAACUAUUGUUUGACAUUAAUUGUUCAAGAUCCUCCGCACUUUUCACUCCAUCGAUUGUGAACUUUGAUGUUGAAUCUUUAUUCCUCAUAGAGGCGAGAAAGUAGUGGGUGAUAUUGCAUCUC
Molecule: messenger RNA, 1604 nt
Organism: Eucalyptus grandis
Lineage: Eukaryota; Viridiplantae; Streptophyta; Magnoliopsida; Myrtales; Myrtaceae
Product: nudix hydrolase 15, mitochondrial
Exons: 5
Coding region: 68-919 (283 amino acids)
Biological process (GO): coenzyme A catabolic process
Molecular function (GO): acetyl-CoA hydrolase activity; coenzyme A diphosphatase activity
Source: RefSeq, a predicted model, not a curated record